UCUGAGUUCCCGUAGCGCCGUGCUUUGAGGCUUGAGGGUAGUGCUUCCGGGCCGCAGCCUAGGACGCCUCCUCGGCGGUGCCUGGAUAGCAUGGCCGUAUUCCGCUCAGGCCUCCUGGUGCUGACAACGCCGCUGGCCACCCUGGCCGCACGCCUGCCUCCCAUCCUGACCUCGGCGUCACGCCUGGUGAAUCACACCCUCUAUGUGCACCUGCAGCCGGGCAUGAACCUGGGGGGACCCGCUCAGCCCCAGGCCAGCCCUGUGCAGGCCACAUUUGAGGUUCUGGAUUUCAUCACGCACCUCUACACUGGUGCCGACCUGCACAGGCACCUGGACGUCAGAAUUCUACUGACCAAUAUCCAAACCAAGAGUACCUUAAUCCCUGUGCUUUCCUCAGUCCAGAAUCUGGCCCACCCUCCAGAAGUAGUUCUGACGGACUUCCAGACCCUGGAUGGGAGCCAGUACAACCCUGUUAAACAACAGCUAGAGCGUUAUGCCACCAGCUGCUACAGCUGUUCUCCACAGUUGUCUUCCGUAUUGCUGUAUCCGGAUUAUGGGACUGGAGAGAUGCCUAUGGAACUCCCGAAUGCCCUCUUACCCUCCACCAUAAGGCCAGCUUCCCCGGUGGCCAGAUCUCCGAGGCAGCCUGUGCGUGGCUACCGCCGUGGGGCCGUGGGUGGCACUUUUGACCGCUUGCACAAUGCCCACAAAGUGUUGCUCAGUGUUGCAUGUGUACUGGCCCAGGAGCAGCUUGUGGUGGGAGUAGCGGACAAAGAUCUGUUGAAGAGCAAGUUGCUCCCUGAGCUGCUCCAGCCUUAUUCAGAGCGUGUGGGGCAUCUGAAUGAGUUCCUGGUGGACAUCAAGCCCUCCCUGACUUUUGAACUCACCCCCCUGCUGGAUCCCUAUGGGCCUGCUGGGUCUGACCCCACUUUGGAGUUCCUGGUGGUCAGCGAGGAGACCUACCGUGGGGGGAUGGCCGUCAACCGCUUCCGCCUUGAGAAUGGCAAAGAGGAGCUCGCCUUAUACCAGAUACAGCUGCUGAAGGACCAGAGUCACAAGGAAAACGAGGAGGAAAAGGUCAGCUCCUCCAGCUUUCGCCAGCGAAUUCUGGGAGACCUGCUUCAGCCUCCGAAUGAGAGGCCCGAGGUCCCGUCAGGUAUCUAUGUGCUGGGGCUGACAGGCAUCAGCGGCUCUGGGAAAAGCUCAGUGGCUCAGCGGCUGAAGAACUUGGGGGCAUACAUCAUUGACAGUGACCAUCUGGGCCACCGGGCCUAUGCUCCCGGGGGCCCUGCCUACCAACUUGUGGUGGAGGCCUUUGGAACAGAUAUUCUCCAUCAAGAUGGCACCAUCAAUAGGAAGGUCCUGGGCAGCCGGGUGUUUGGGAAUAAGAAGCAGCUGAAGAUGCUCACAGAUAUUGUGUGGCCAGUUAUCGCAAAGCUGGCCCGAGAGGAGAUGGAUGUGGCUGUGGCUAAGGGAAAGACUCUGUGUGUGAUUGAUGCUGCUAUGCUGCUUGAAGCUGGCUGGCAGAAUAUGGUACACGAGGUGUGGACCGUCGUCAUCCCUGAGACUGAGGCUGUACGUCGCAUUGUUGAGAGGGAUGGACUGAGUGAGGCAGCCGCUCAAAGCCGGCUGCAGAACCAGAUGAGUGGGCAGCAGCUGGUAGAGCAGAGCCACGUGGUUCUGUGCACCUUGUGGGAAUCACAUGUCACACAGCGCCAGGUGGAAAAGGCUUGGGAUCUUCUACAGAAACGCCUCCCCAAGGCUCACCAGACCAGGAACUGACAGUGGAUUUUCUGUGGCGCCACACUGGCCCUUGGAACUAACAAAUCUAAUGGUGAGGAGGAAUGGGGGCCUCGAUGUUUACCCUAUGUCAGGCCUCAGGGGCUUCAAGCUAAGCUGUGCAGGACACAGAGAGAAGCUUGGAAGUCGGCCUAGCAUGCUGGAAUUUGGCCAGCAAUGAGGACACAGCAAUGGGGAGCGGCCCCCUCUUGGAUUCUGUCUGCUUUUUGGUGGUGGAGAUUUGAUGUCUAACUAGUGUUAUGGGUUCUAGUGAAGACUGGACCCAGUAACUGAAUUAAAGAUGUUUCCAAGUGC
Messenger RNA from Rattus rattus (black rat), 2094 nucleotides. It is a transcript of the gene Coasy, whose product is annotated as Coenzyme A synthase. Gene Ontology annotation, molecular function: ATP binding; dephospho-CoA kinase activity; pantetheine-phosphate adenylyltransferase activity. The transcript has 10 exons. Gene Ontology annotation, biological process: coenzyme A biosynthetic process. The record is from RefSeq and is a predicted model, not a curated record. The coding region runs from base 91 to 1782 and encodes 563 amino acids. Lineage: Eukaryota; Metazoa; Chordata; Mammalia; Rodentia; Muridae.